Molecule: messenger RNA, 936 nt
Organism: Xiphophorus maculatus (southern platyfish)
Lineage: Eukaryota; Metazoa; Chordata; Actinopteri; Cyprinodontiformes; Poeciliidae
Product: butyrophilin-like protein 8
Exons: 9
Coding region: 146-853 (235 amino acids)
Biological process (GO): cell surface receptor signaling pathway; negative regulation of T cell proliferation; positive regulation of T cell proliferation
Cellular component (GO): external side of plasma membrane
Source: RefSeq, a predicted model, not a curated record
UUCCUCAACCUCUUCCGGAAACAGGAAUUUCGGGAACAUUUUCUUCUCUGAUCUUCAACACAGAAGAUCUGAAAAGAGCAUCAAUGCUGAACUGGACCACCUCCUCUCUCCUGCUGGUUCUGAUUCUGUGUUCUGCUGCUCUGGGAUGAAGAUGAUCUCCAGGAUCUUGCUGCUCCUCAUCCUCAGCUCAUGUCUCUGUGCAGCAACAUUUGAAGUCAGUGUGACCCAGAGCAGCUAUCAGGCAGAGGAGAACCACAGCAUCACUCUGGAGUGGACCUUCACCACCAAGACUCAGGGAUCCUGGAGGGAACUGUUCAUCUACUGCAGCUUGUUAACUUCUCAUGAAGAACUAGUUCUCUAUCAGGUCCAUGAAGGUGUUGAGAUUCCAGAUUCUCAGGAUGAACAGUUUUCAGGACGAGUCCAGAUUGACAAAAACAUCAUCAGAGAAGGACGAAUCAGACUCCAUGUGUCCAGACUGAGGACUGAAGACUCUGGUCUGUAUGUGUGUGAAGUAAAAACUGAAGAUGGAUUCAACAAUGCUAUCUGUCGACUUUACGUUACUGCAGGUAAAAAUGGAGCCCAAGGCAACUUUCCUGUUCCUGGAGGACCUGAUCCUGGAGUUAUUGGUGGUGUUGUUGUUGGUGUUGUUGUUGGAGCACUCAUCAUCCUCAUCUUCAUCACAUACUGUGUUGUACGUCGCUACAGAGGUGAACAAAUUUUUCCAUGCUGGAACAACAAGUCUCAAAAUGAACAAGGGAGAAAUGAUGGAGAUCGCAGAGGAAAUGGUAACCAAGGAGAUGAAGCUGAAGAAAAACCUUUACAGGACCUGGAACAACCAAACCAAAGUGUCUGAAUUCAUCAUUCUGACCUGAAAUCUCCUUCAUAUCACUUGUUGGGGGUCUUUUGUGGGCUCUAGUGUCCCUUAAAUGACAGUAG